AUUUCCACCCACCCUAGAUAUCGCGAAACGGCUAUAUGAACCAAAGUCGCAAAUCAUCAAAACACGGACGGCACCAAACAUAGUAGAAUAGAGAGGAAGAAAAUCAGAAUUGAGGGGUAAGAUCGUAGGAGAUAGUGUGAGAAUUUUCGCUUGUGAGUUUUUGAAAAAGAGGAAAUCAACAAUGGCAGCAGCUCUCUCCAAAUGGCUUGUGGACCCGAAGCGCAACCCUCUCGCUGCGCUCCACAUGAAAACCCUAUCCAAUCGACUCAGUAAAUACGGGCUUCGUUAUGACGAUUUGUACGACCCGAUGUACGACCUGGAUGUGAAGGAGGCGCUGAAUCGGCUGCCGAAAGAAGUUGUGGAUGCGAGGAAUCAGCGUCUUAAGCGCGCCAUGGACCUUUCAAUGAAGCAUGAUUAUCUUCCGGAAGAUCUUCAGGCUAUGCAAACACCAUUUAGGAGCUAUCUGCAGGAGAUGUUAGCUCUUAUCAAGAAAGAGAAUGCUGAGCGUGAAGCACUCGGUGCUUUGCCCCUUUAUCAGCGUACCAUUCCUUGAGUGGAUCUCUCUAUCCAUGCUGGGGCGGCCUGUGAUUGAACUACACCUCAUAUAUCAUUUAAUAAGGGCAAGUAAUGCAAGUCCUUUCUGAGUAUAGACUAUCAUGUUUUUUUCUGAAUCUUGCGUCCAAUUGUUACUAAUGAGCAAUAGUCUCUUCCUUAUUGUUUAGUUUUUCACCUUUUCAAUGUAAUGUCUACGGGCAAUGAUUACAUAUAGUGUGCUGUAUGUCGGUUGCAUCUCAUCAUAAGAUAUCCGCAUUUAUGGUGGAAUCCAAACAUUUCAAAUACCAGAAGCCUGCCUUAUCCUUUAUACGUAUGUGUAUGGAAACGUGGUAUCUUCUUUCUUCUUUAUCUUCAUUUAUUAUGGGCUUACAUGGA
Messenger RNA from Sesamum indicum (sesame), 930 nucleotides. Its product is annotated as cytochrome b-c1 complex subunit 7. The record is from RefSeq and is a predicted model, not a curated record. Gene Ontology annotation, cellular component: respiratory chain complex III. NCBI's taxonomy places the organism in Eukaryota, Viridiplantae, Streptophyta, Magnoliopsida, Lamiales, Pedaliaceae. Gene Ontology annotation, biological process: mitochondrial electron transport, ubiquinol to cytochrome c.